This is a messenger RNA of Plasmodium knowlesi strain H, 2766 nucleotides long. Its product is annotated as conserved Plasmodium protein, unknown function. The record is from RefSeq and is a predicted model, not a curated record. NCBI's taxonomy places the organism in Eukaryota, Apicomplexa, Aconoidasida, Haemosporida, Plasmodiidae. The transcript is spliced from 8 exons. The coding region runs from base 1 to 2766 and encodes 921 amino acids.
AUGAACUUCCGCAGGAUGGCACAGUUUCCCCUUAACCAUUUAGGGGAAGCCAACCACAGACAAAGUAUCACCCAGUGUGUCAAAGAAAACAAUGGAAUAACUAAAUUUUUUUUAAAAGACUUGAUAAAAGAAUCGUCCCUCAAAAAUGCAGCUUCUGUAUCUGACGAAAAGGCAGAACAUGAACGAAGGAACGUGCAAAAGGAUGACAAAAAUCAACCAUUUAACGUGACCUAUACUUGGGAAACGGAUCCGAUAAGUGGGUUCAGGUUCGUUAAUGUUUUAAACAAGAAGGAUAAAAAGAAGCUUGGGAUUCAAUGCAUUUACUGUAGAGACAAAAAGUUGUUCAGAUUUAAAAGAAGCGUCUUGUACCACAUGGUUACUUUUGAUCAUGGUCUGAAAUCAAGUGUCAUGGAAGAGUUACAGCUUAACGAGAAGAACGCAGAUGAGCGGUCAGAGUUUAUUAACAAUUUCAAUGAAGAAAAAUGUGCACAAAGGAGAGCACAAAGUGGGUCAGAAAAUUUUGAUAGAAGGGGAAUAGGAGAAGAACCCGAAAGAAAACACGCAAGGAAGUGUUGUAAUAAUUACGAACUCAUUAAACUUGAAAUAGAAUUUGUGGCAACUUUGAAUUUAUUAACAUGUGAAGAAUUGAAAGCAUUGUUUUGUUUUUUUUUCCCCGAGAAAAUAUUUUCAUUUAGUGAAUGUACAAACAAGGAGAUCAUUAUUGAGCACUUUUUACAAAACAUAAGUUCCGUUUCCACGAAGUAUUCCUCCCUGAUUAAGUCAGCAUAUGAUGAACCUAUACUUAACAAAGACACUAAAUAUGUUACUUUGCAAGAAUACCUGAACGAGUUAAAAAUUUCGAGGGAAGCACAGAACAGUUGUAUAGAUGAACCAAAUAUGGAAGGUGAGGUGGUCUUUCAUGACAUAAACGGCAAAGAUAGAGAAGGUACGGAAGGGGACAUCGGUGGAGAUGGCGCAAAUAUGGGUUCAGAUGCAGCAGAUGAGAUGAUUGCCAUUGAAGAAAUUCUGCAAAUUUCGGGAAAUGAUGAACAUGGAGCGUUGGGCGAAAGGGAGGUGGAGCCCAUGCAUAAGGAGACUAAUGUAGCUAACCACGUGACCUGCAAUAUUGCCAACGAACGAACCGAUGAAGAUGCCGCCAAUAUCACAAAAAGGAGAAAAACGAAAAAGCCAAAAGGCUUAGAUGCAAGCACAGGACAGCUGAACCCAAAGAAUCAUAUACUGAUAAAUAUCAACGAUUGCGACAUUUUAAAGCACAAUGAUAAGAUAUUCAUUAACUUGAGUUCUCUUCGGGAGGUUAAAGCAGACGCCGAACGGAAAAAGGAAAAUGACGCGAUUAUCAUUGUUAGCGGCUCAGGGGAAGCGGGGCAACUGAGCGAGGUUGGCACGAAUAAGGUGUGCACAAAUAUGGUGGACAGGAACGACGUAGACCCCACAAUUGCUGACCACACAACUGAAGAUGCAAACGGCAAUGAAAUAGCCCACUCGGCAAAGAAAGGCUCAUCAGAACGGAUAAACAACUCUCAAACGAGCGAAGCAUCUGCUGAGGGUGGAAACGAGAAAGAUGUGAACCCCCCACUCGGUAUCAGUAUCAAUAGAAAGGCCAAACGGAGCAGAAAUAAAAAAGACACGAAUGAAAAAUGCACUACGCAAGUGGGUAAAAGGGUCCCAAUGGGUGCAGAAAAUUGUAAAACGCAAAGUAGCCAACCAAAAAAAAAGAUAAAAGUAGAUGAUCUACAAGGAGGCAAUUCUGCCCAAACAAUUUUACUUUCACAAGAUGAGCAAAUGAAACAACACUUAGAGGAGGGAAAGGCACAAACAGAAGAAUGCAACUCCAAGGAGACCCUUCUUAACGAGAGUAGCAACAUGAAUGAUCGGCAUGAUGAAGAAAAAGCAAAGAAUAGCAACAACAAUAGGACCAAGGAAAUUUACCUCCAGAGUAGCAGCAAUAAUAGUGGCACCCCUUCAAGUUUCAUGGAUAAAGAAAAAGAAUUUAACCCUAAUGACGAAUUAGCCCAUGCAAUAAAUGUGGAAGAUAAAGACAUACAUGAAAUGGAUUACGAUACGGUAUAUGUGAAUCACAGCAAGUUAGGAGAGGCACAUGAGAAGAACACUGCGCCGUUGGAUCAGGGAGAAUGCAUUAGGAAGGUGGUACCUUUAAAAGGGGUUGCUAAGAUGAUGACUCCUAAAAUGAUUAAUAGAGAAGAAAAUGUGAAAAGGAAAAAGACAAAACAUGACGAUAAAAGGAAUGAACCAAAAUUUUGUAAGAAGAUAAAAUGCCCCACACGCCAUAAUGAGAUUAACAAAAAUGAAGAGACCCCAUCGAACAGUAGAAAAAAAAAAGGAAACACACUUCAGUUGCCGGAGAGGGACAAAGCAGAAAACAACUCAUCACUGCGGAAUUCAAUAAACUUAAAAGGAGGCAAAUGUGUAAGUAAUACAGGUGGUAACAGGGCGAUAAGCUGUGUUAAAAAAAAUAGCAUUAAGGGAAAAAUUCUUACUAAGAAAAGGACGCAUGUUGGUGAUACCAGUCAUGAUGGGAACAAUCAUUUGGGGGAACAGAAAUCCAACGCGUCGCUGCAUAAGCAGUUUAACAGCGUAUCUGUAGAAGGUAAUAAUAAACGCGUUUCUGAAAAAAUGCUAAAUAAGCAAUUAUGUAAUGUAUCGAUGGAUAACAUAAUUCAGCCUGAUGUAAUGAACUUGUCGCGCACACGUUCUUGCAGACUUGGUAGAUAUGACAUGGGGUGA